This is a messenger RNA of Lottia gigantea (owl limpet), 1522 nucleotides long. RefSeq lists its product as hypothetical. The transcript is spliced from 4 exons. Gene Ontology annotation, cellular component: EMC complex. The record is from RefSeq and is a predicted model, not a curated record. The coding region runs from base 5 to 682 and encodes 225 amino acids. Lineage: Eukaryota; Metazoa; Mollusca; Gastropoda; Lottiidae. Gene Ontology annotation, molecular function: carbohydrate binding.
AAACAUGGAGGACACGAGUAGCAUUUUCUGCAUCUUUUUAAUCUUUUUAUGCCUACAAAUAUGUGUGAAAGGCCAAGAAGCUUUAGAAUUAAAAUCUACAAACAGUUUUACAAUUGAAGGAAGAGUUGAAGUGUUUUCUAACGGUAAAAAUUGGCUCCCAAACACACGAAUCUUGGUGGACGGCGGAGAGUAUAUUGGUUUUCUCAGGUCUGACGGCAGCUUCACAAUAAAUGGUGUCCCUUCAGGUUCAUUUGUGGUGGAAGUAGUCAAUCCAUCAUUUUUAUUUGAGCCAGCCAGAGUUGACAUAACAUCUAAAGGCAAAAUACGAGCCAGAAAAGUGAAUUAUUUACAACCGAGUGUAGUGAAAGUUUCACCAUAUCCUUUAGAGUUUAGAGAACGAGGCAAGGCCAACUAUUUCCAGGCUCGAGAACAAUGGAGAAUCACAGAUUUCUUGUUCAAUCCUAUGGUUUUAACUAUGGUGUUGCCACUUUUAUUAAUUAUGGUUUUACCUAAAUUAUUAAACACAGCUGACCCUGAUACACAAAAGGAAGUGCAAUCUCAAAUGAAUGCUUUAAAUUCCAAACAAAAUAUGCCUGAUGUAUCAGAAAUGUUUACCAAUUUAUUUUCUGGGGGCCAGAAAAAACCAGUGAAGGCAAAACCAAGUGCGAAACAAAAAAGAUAACUUGAGAAUAAAAAUAUAGAAUAACUUAUAAGCAUGUAAUAACUGUACAAUUUUGUAAAUAUUGUAAGAUUUUAAUAUAAUUUGUCAUUCAUAAUUCAUUUUAUAGUCCAUCUUGUUUAUAACAUUAAUGUUUCAGUCUAAUUCUAUUGGAGAUGGGAUACCUUCUUAUUCUUACUAGGACAUGUCAUCUUUACUAUGUCAAGCUAUUAUGAACUUUGUCUUAUUCCUUGACUUCAUUAUUCACCUUUCUUGUAUCACGGAAUGCAGCGAUUUGAUUUGAAUUUACAUCAGUCAGAAAGACUGUAAACAUGAUUGGCUGUAUUCACUGGCGUACGAACCAAUCAAAUAGCUACUUAACGUGAUACAUGAAAGGUGGCUUUGUAGCUACGGUAAAAGUGAAGAUGGAAAACUCUGUAAGAUCAACAGUUAAUCAUUAUCAUGCCUUGAUAUAAUUUGACCAGUAACAUACAAAUACCCCUUAUUUCACAAAUGAGCUCUUCCAAUCAUACAUUUAUAGUAUCAUAUUGAUAGAAAGUAUGCAUGUUUUAGAAGAGUUCAAUGGAAACUUGAGGGGUGUAAAAUAGUCGGGGAUCCUUAUUCUUCAAAUCACGUCUACUAAGUUUUUUAUAUUACUUGGUCGAUUCUUUUGUGUUUAUUUACAUUACCUGUAAUAAAAAUGAAAACUUGAAAAUCAAAUGUUUAAUUAAAAAAAAAUCAUUGAUGUCUAACUCAGUGGGAAUGUAUUUCUGUAUAAUUUUUUAAUUCAUGUUGUAUCUAUACCUAAGUCAGCUAUGUUUUGUUUUUAAAUUCAUUUGACAAUAAAAUGUACAAGACCAAGGU